Striga hermonthica is the source of this 1398-nucleotide messenger RNA. NCBI's taxonomy places the organism in Eukaryota, Viridiplantae, Streptophyta, Magnoliopsida, Lamiales, Orobanchaceae. The record is from the annotation of a GenBank genome assembly.
AUGUCUUUCUCCUUAAUCUCCAUUGCCUCCAAUUCAUCAUCUCCACUCGUCAGAAAGCUUCCCAUAGUCUCCGAAUUUUAUUCUUCAUUCUCUGCCUAUCCAUUCGAAUACUACUUCCAUUAUCAUUCCUCUUCAACUAAUUUUAGGAGCACGACAAUCCAUUCUCAUCUUUCCACUUCCUUUCGUCCAGUUAACUCUAUAUCCAAUUCAUCUUCAUCUGCUGAAGAUUACAGUUUGGUGGACAUUAGUAGUCCCUCUGCAUCUGCAGCUGAUGAUGAAUUAGGAGUCUCUGAUUCUGAUGAUGAGAAAGCCCAUCAAGAACAUGAAAUUCAAACAACCUGUUCUUAUUCUUCCUCUUUGCCUGAUAGAUGGCAUGUCUUGGGACUCGGCCAAGCUAUGGUGGACUUUUCUGGUAUCGUUGAUGAUGAAUUUCUAGUUAGACUCGGGUUAAACAAGGGAACGAGGAAAAUAGUGAAUCAUGAAGAGAGGGGUAAAGUUUUACGAGCCAUGGAUGGAUGCAGCUACAAAGCUGCUGCGGGUGGUUCUUUAUCUAACACGUUAUCGGCCUUGGCAAGGCUUGGCGGUCAAGCACUCAAUAUUGCCAUGGCAGGCAGUGUUGGAAGUGAUCCACUCGGUGGAUUCUAUCGAUCCAAGCUCCAGAGAGCAAAUGUGAAGUUCCUCUCAGCACCGGUGUGGGAUGGAACAACUGGAACUGUCAUUGUUCUCACAACUCCCGAUGCUCAACGGACCAUGCUCGCAUAUCAGGGCACAUCUUCACGGGUGAACUAUGAUCCUUGCUUGGCGAGUUUGAUAUCCAAAACUAGUAUAUUGAUUGUCGAAGGAUAUUUAUUCGAAUUUCCCGACACGAUUAAAACUAUUGCAAGGGCAUGUGAGGAGGCCCACAAGUGUGGUGCUCUGGUUGCCAUCACUGCUUCUGAUGUCACUUGUAUUGAGAGACAUUAUGACGAUUUCUGGGAUAUAAUGGCAAAUUAUGCCGACAUCAUCUUUGCGAAUAGUGAUGAAGCCAGAGCCUUUUGCCAUUUUCCCUCCGGCGAAAGCCCUGUUUGUGCCACGAGGUACCUGAGCCAUUUUGUUCCUUUUGUCUCGGUUACAGAUGGCCGUAAAGGUUCUUAUAUCGGUGUAAAAGGAGAAGCUGUUUACAUUCCCCCAUCUCCUUGUGUACCGGUAGAUACUUGUGGAGCUGGCGAUGCCUAUGCAUCUGGCAUAUUGUACGGUUUAUUACGUGGAGUUUCUGAUUUGAGAGGUAUGGGCAGUUUAGCUUCUAAAGUUGCAUCCAUAGUUGUUUCGCAGCAAGGGACCCGGUUGAGGGUAAAAGAUGUUGUGGAGUUAGCCGAGUCAUUUUUAUUCCAUCAUGAAAGUUCCACAAUGUCGAGUUAG